AAUGAUGCCACACAAACAGGAACAGCUUGCAAACUCACAAUGGCAGCAUCUUCACUAAGUAUCACUGACGACUUGGAAGCACAGUUAACUUGUGCUAUUUGUAAUGACAUCUUUACUGAUCCAAGGACACUAGUUCCGUGUCUACAUACUUUCUGCUUCAACUGCAUCAAAAGUUGGAACGAAACUUGCGAGAAAGCAGGAAAGAGGUUGAGAUGUCCAACUUGUAGAUUAGUCGUGAACAUCGAAGGAGGUGACAUCUCGAAGCUUCCCUCUUCAUUUCAGUCCAACUCGCUUCUUCAGCUAUACCAAAAGUGUAUCGCAAAAUCGCACUGUAGCCAUGACAAGGUUAAGACUGAGAAAUUAACAGAAGAUGCUAAAAAGCUUAUCAGGGAAGACAUGAAUCGCUUGAAUGAGCUGAUUGUUGAAUACAGGAAAGAGCUAGAACUAUCCGACGAGAACAUGAGAAGAAUUCAAAGUGAGACUGACACAGAAAAGGCAAAAGUACGUAAUAACACACGAGCUUUGAUGAAGAUUUUACAAGAUCACGAUAAUACUUCAAUUGCUAUCUUAGAAAAAAACCUUGUGGAGCAAAGAAGAGCAAAUGAGGAUGAGAAAAGUGAAGUCAACGCACACAUCCAACAAAUCUUUGAAUUGAAACAUCAGUUUGAAAAACUAAUGUCUGAAAAACAAUUUCGAUCAGAAGACUAUGAGAAUUUACAAGUAAUUUGUAAAGCUAUCUUACAAAACAAAUCCAUCUUAUCGACCAAACCUGUCAAGCGCAACUCAAGCCUGUGUUACAAACCCAACCCGGAAGGAAUUUCUUUUAUGGAAAAUCUGAAGUUCGGUGAGGUGGUGGAAAGCGUGACAGAUCCGUCACGCUGUUCUAUCGAGUCUGUAAGUAACGUCAGAUGUGGUUUUAUCAACGAGUUUAGAAUCGUGACAAGAAAUUCAGAAGGGAAUGUAUGUUAUACCAAUAAAGGUUCAAUUGAUGUACAAAUCCAAGAUGUCGACGGUUAUGAUGUACAGAAAGAACUGACCGAGACUGAAACUGGCAGAUUCUUGGUAAAAUAUAGAGCAGAGAAACCUUCACCGUACAAAGUUGUAGUAAGUAUUGGAGGAGAAGAGAUCAAAAACUCACCACAGAACAUUGAGACAAUCGAUGCUAAAGCAGAGUUUAAACCCUUGAGAUUAAUUGAUUUGAAAGAGAUGUCCGAACCAAUUGCACUUUCUGUAAGUGAUACUGGAGAAAUAGCUGUGCGCAAUGAUGAUGAUGAAAUGGAGGAUUUCAGCGUAAAGUUGUUCAGUGCUGAUGGAGAGUAUGUUCGAGAGAUUGGUGGUACAGGAUCUGGACAUGGUCAACUGAGUUGUCCAUUUGGAGUAUUCUUCAAUGGAGGCCAAAUACUUGUCAGCGACAUUGAUCCAGAUAAUAAGCUCUGUGGCUGUAUAAAGGAAUUUGAUAUCAAUGGUACUUACAGCAGAACUCUUUGUAAACAACCUAAAGGUAUUGGGAUCACGGGAAUGUGCAAAGUGAAUCAAAACUACAUGGCGUAUUUGAGCCAUAAUGCGGACACUAAAGACACAUUUAUAAAGUUGUUUGCUCAACAAAAUGGUGAUCAUCUUACUGACAUCAAACUAGAUGUUCCUAAUGGUGGCCAUGGGAUCCCUUUUUAUUUAGACUAUGAUAACAAUAAGUACUUUGUAAAGUUUUUAGAUAUGAACACUACUGUUUAUGUUUUUAACGAGGAUGGUCGUCUGUUGUACAGUUUUGGAGAGAAAGGUAACACAGAUGGCCAGUUUGAUGGUGUAAGUGGACUUGCCGUGUUUGGUAAAGAAAUGCUUCUUGUUUGUGAUUAUAGUAACAACUGCGUGCAAGUCUUCAGUCAAGACGGUCAGUUCAUAAGGUCCUUUGGUAGCUUUGGUUCAGGUCUUGGUCAAAUGGAUGGUCCUAUUGAUGUUGCUGUAACUCCAGAUGGUCGAGUAUUGGUACUUGAGUGUAAGGGGAACCGAGUUCAAGUUUGGAGAUAUUUUUUUCGAAAUAAUAAAAAGUUGACUUUUAAUCCUUAGACUGACGUAUUGUAAAAACCAGCGUACAAAUAAGAACCUGUCUUGGAAGUUAAUCAGUUCUAUUUUGUUCUUGUUUGGCAAGUGUUUCAUUGAAAAGCUUGCUUUAAGCGUUCUUGUAAUUAAAAGUUUUUUCCAGGCAUACAGCAAUUUCUGAAAACGUUGAAAUGAAUUCUUUAUUCUGAACUGUAAAUUCCAAGACCGCAAUGCAUUGAUACAAAACACUUACAUUAUGCACCUUAUAAAAUGAUUAAUUCUAAAACUAAUUGCCCUAGUUAAUUAUGACGUCACAUCAAAACAUUCUAUUGUUUUAACGCUAAGGAUUAUGGUCGCCAGAAGGGAUCAGAGUGA
Messenger RNA from Exaiptasia diaphana, 2412 nucleotides. Its product is annotated as RING finger protein nhl-1-like. The record is from RefSeq and is a predicted model, not a curated record. Gene Ontology annotation, molecular function: metal ion binding; protein binding. The coding region runs from base 40 to 2064 and encodes 674 amino acids. NCBI's taxonomy places the organism in Eukaryota, Metazoa, Cnidaria, Anthozoa, Actiniaria, Aiptasiidae. The transcript has a single exon.